Messenger RNA from Pyricularia grisea, 977 nucleotides. RefSeq lists its product as uncharacterized. Gene Ontology annotation, biological process: endoplasmic reticulum to Golgi vesicle-mediated transport. Gene Ontology annotation, cellular component: TRAPP complex. The coding region runs from base 439 to 885 and encodes 148 amino acids. The record is from RefSeq and is a predicted model, not a curated record. The transcript has 3 exons. Lineage: Eukaryota; Fungi; Ascomycota; Sordariomycetes; Magnaporthales; Pyriculariaceae.
AUUGACAAAACAAAAAGCAACCGACUUACGACACCUUUAGUUACAUUUACUUACUUCACCUACAGGAUGCUAUGCAUGAAUGAAUGAGUGAAUACUUGAACACGUCCUCUCGUCUUCAUUGCCCAGGGCUAUCUACCAGUCCAAUCAGUACAUAUUCGGAGGCAACCCAGUGUCAGCGUAACACACUCGUGUCCUGACUACCUGAGGUACCUACCUACCUAACGUGCUUGCGUACUUGAUUUACCUGGGAAAAUCAAUAUUCGCGACCCCAUCAUAGAAAAGGAGGCAGAUGCUGCAGAUUGCUGUUGUCUACAGCCUGAGAGGGAUCCUUGAAGCAGAUAUACUUAGACUCCCUACCUGAACCGAAGACCUUUUGUUGUUUAUUCCCUUCUUUUGUUCAUUUCAGCCUGGGAAAGCCAGGCCCCGUCGUCAUUCAUAAUGGUCGUCUACUCGUUUUACAUUUUUGACAGGCACACCGAAUGCAUCUACACCAAGCAAUGGCUUCCUCCGCCGCCCAGCGCCCCGGAGACGAGCAAGCCCGGGCGAGAUAGCCGCAAGGACGACGCCAAGCUCAUCUUUGGCACCGUCUUUUCGCUGCGCAACAUGGUCCGUAAGCUCGGUGGGGAUGACGACGCCUUCAUCGCGUACCGGACCGCCCAGUACAAGCUGCAUUUUUACGAGACGCCGACGAACCUGCGCUUCGUGCUGCUCACCGACACGGCGAGCAUGAGCAUGCGCAAUGUGCUGCACCAGAUUUAUAUCAACCUCUGGGUUGAAUAUGUUGUGAAAAACCCCCUGGCGCCGGUUGAGCACAAGGGUGGAGAGGGUGUCAAGAAUGAGCUUUUCGAGUUGGGACUGGAUCAAUUCAUCCGAGGGUUAAUGUGAAGCAAGUACACUUGUAUGCUGCUCUCUAGAGUAGGAUAUAAGGCCGUGAGUGGUUAUGAGAUCAUCACCGUCGGUCCAGAGACUAUUCGCCC